Molecule: messenger RNA, 5314 nt
Organism: Anguilla rostrata (American eel)
Lineage: Eukaryota; Metazoa; Chordata; Actinopteri; Anguilliformes; Anguillidae
Gene: kcna2b
Product: potassium voltage-gated channel, shaker-related subfamily, member 2b
Exons: 3
Coding region: 1026-2513 (495 amino acids)
Biological process (GO): protein homooligomerization; potassium ion transmembrane transport
Cellular component (GO): juxtaparanode region of axon; axon terminus; voltage-gated potassium channel complex
Molecular function (GO): delayed rectifier potassium channel activity; protein binding
Source: RefSeq, a predicted model, not a curated record
UCCGGUUAAGUUACUUAAACGAGUCGAACCUUAGGUUUUACUUACAUCCCCAAUUAAACACAAUCCCACAACUGACUACGAGUUAGUUGAAAUACUGGCCCCCCGCGUCUCGACGCGUCCCCUUUAAAUUGCCCACGCUGUGGAAAGGUAAGGAGUGGUACAGUGCGGAGGGAACCAUGCUCGACAGCUCCGUAUAGUCUCUUUGUAUGCAGAGCAAUGCCCGACUGCAGACUUGACUGUAUGCUUUAACAACUUGUCUUACGGCAAAUUACGGGAAAAUACAGCAAGGAGAAAGAUACAGUCUGAAAUCAAAGUCCGAACACAAGCCACAGCGUUCCUUUAAUUUACGAAGGGGAAACAAAUAUCAGAGUACAGUCAGGACUACCUCCGCUGCUGUUUGUUGCAGACAACGUCAUAUCUCAUAAGGACGCUGGGCGCGUCAGAUUUUGCUGAUCUUAGCAUCUUUGGACCAUUUUCGUGGAAAGGUUUAUGAAAAACAUAAAGCGUCGACAUAGAGCCUUGUUAUUUAUCCCAGUAACUUGCUCUUAUUCUUCCUCUGAACGAACAACCUAUUGUUGAAUCAAGGAAGCGAAGGAGGGUGGAGGCGAGGAGUCACCCGCAUCCCUCAUAGAGUCCCCCCCCCCCACACCCGUCCCCCCCGUCCCCCCAACUCGGCAGUUGCGGGGGAGCUAAUGGUUGCUGCAUAGCAGUACCUGCAAUGAAUGACUGUCGGGCGGUGGACGCUGUAUGGACUGUCGGGUCUGAAAGCGAUGUCCAGGACUCUGGAGUUUUAAUCAUCGACGCCGAUGUUUUUUUGAGAACGAGCAGACACCCCCUGGGGCACUCCACCAACAUCACCGGCUUUAGGUAAAGGUGGCACGUUGUUAGCAGCUGGACCCAGGUGCGAAUCCUGUGGUCUUCAGCACGGUGCUGUGUGGAGCCCCCUCCCCUCCCCUACUCCCUCCAUUCUCUGAGGACGCAGCAUCGGGUUUGGCUGAAAGGCGCGGGCCUCCCCCCCCUCCAGGAUGACGGUGGCCACCGGGGACCCGGUGGACGAGGCGGCGGCACACCCCGGCCAGCCCCAGGACACCUACGACCCCGAGGCCGACCACGAGUGCUGCGAGAGGGUGGUCAUCAACAUCUCGGGCCUGCGCUUCGAGACGCAGCUCAAGACCCUGUCCCAGUUCCCCGAGACCCUGCUGGGGGACCCCAAAAAGCGGAUGCGCUACUUCGAUCCGCUGAGGAACGAGUACUUCUUCGACAGGAACCGCCCCAGCUUCGACGCCAUCCUCUACUACUACCAGUCAGGCGGGAGGCUGCGGCGGCCGGUCAACGUGACCUUGGACAUUUUCUCGGAGGAGAUACGGUUCUACGAGCUGGGGGAAGAGGCUAUCGAAAUCUUUCGGGAGGACGAGGGCUUCAUCAAGGAGGAGGAGAGGCCGCUGCCCGAGAACGAGUUUCAGAGGCAGGUGUGGCUGCUCUUUGAGUACCCCGAGAGCUCAGGACCCGCCAGGAUUAUCGCCAUCAUAUCUGUGAUGGUCAUCCUCAUCUCCAUCGUCAGCUUCUGCCUGGAGACCCUGCCCGUCUUCCGCAACGACGAGGAAGAGAUGCACAAAGCCUACCAGACCUCCUCCAACAGCACCUCCACCUACCAGUCCACCUACUUCACCGACCCCUUCUUCAUCCUGGAGACCCUCUGCAUCAUCUGGUUCUCCUUUGAGUUCCUGGUGCGCUUUUUUGCCUGCCCCAGCAAGGCGGGUUUCUUCGUCAACAUCAUGAACAUCAUUGACAUUGUGGCCAUCAUCCCGUACUUCAUCACCCUGGGCACCGAGCUGGCGGAGAAGGCGGAGGACGGCCAGCAAGGGCAGCAGGCCAUGUCCCUGGCCAUUCUCAGAGUCAUCCGGCUGGUGCGCGUAUUCCGGAUCUUCAAGUUGUCCCGGCACUCCAAGGGACUUCAGAUCCUGGGCCAGACACUGAAGGCCAGCAUGCGGGAACUGGGGCUGCUCAUCUUCUUCCUCUUCAUCGGAGUCAUCCUCUUCUCAAGCGCCGUGUACUUCGCCGAGGCGGACGAGCCUGAAUCGCAGUUCUUCAGCAUCCCCGACGCCUUCUGGUGGGCGGUGGUCUCCAUGACGACAGUCGGUUAUGGGGACAUGGUACCCACCACCAUCGGCGGCAAGAUUGUGGGGUCCCUCUGCGCCAUUGCCGGAGUGCUGACCAUCGCCCUUCCCGUGCCCGUCAUAGUGUCCAACUUCAACUACUUCUACCACCGCGAGACGGAGGGCGAGGAGCAGGCCCAGUACCUCCAGGUCACCAGCGUCCCCAAGAUCGACUCCACCGAGGACCUGAAGAAGAGCCGCAGCGGCUCCACCAUGAGCAAGUCCGAUUACAUGGAGAUCCAGGAGGCGGUGAACAACAGCAACGAGGACUUCCGGGAGGAGAACCUCAAGACGGCCAACUGCACACUGGCUAACACCAACUAUGUCAACAUCACCAAGAUGCUCACGGAUGUAUAACCAUUUUUGGAUGAUGACCUGCAUCAGGGGUGGGGAACUGGGAAGGGGGAGGAAAAAAAGGGAUUAGCCUCCCCCUAUUUUAGGAUGGUUUGCAGAACCUCCCCGCCCCCCUCUCCAAGGCAACGGAUACAUGAGGAGGAGAUCCGUAAGAGGUCCAAUGGGAGAGGAAGAUUAGCAGAGAGGGACCAUGCGCACCUGAUCUGGACCCUCCCCACCCACUUUCCCCAUCCCCAUCCUGUCCUGUCCCACUUGCAGGGAAAUUCCACCUCCUCGUUUCGGUGUCUGCAUGGAGUUAGUCUUAUCUGUGUGACUGUGUAAUAGUCGAUGUCCUGCUUGCGACAGUAGCCAAACAGUAGCCAAUAGAAAAAUUAACAAAUAAUAAAAAUUAAAAAAACGUAGCAUCGAGGGAUUUCUGACUCCUGCUCCCCCCCCCCCCCCAUUUCUACUACCCUACUACCCUCAUUCCCCCAGCCCAACAACCCCCACGGCCCCCACCACCUUAGCUGCCCUCUUCAGCACCCCAUGCUCAUCGUCCCAUUGCCAUCGCCAGAGAAACGGCAACAUUUCUGUUCCCCCCACAAAGAAUACCACCGUCAGGCUGCUUUGGCAUUUACCCGUGCAUUGCCAUGCACGCAAAAGUCGACAGCCAAAAAGAUGGGAAAUAACACAAAGAUGCAUUUGAGGAGCACAACAGGGAGGAGAGGUAUCCUCACCUGGCCCGAUUUUUUUAUGAGCAGGUUCCCCCCUUACCCCCAUAGCGCGGAAGUUUGGGGCCUCGUCAGACACUGUCGACUGUUACGCGUCCCAUUUAACAUGAGGGGGCCGAGGGGGAUGGGUGGGGAGAGGGGAGUGACACACGGCCGCUCUCAACGGACUGGAAAAAAACAACGAAACAAAAAACAAAACAAAAAGAACUGGUCCUGUGGUUCUGCAGUUUUUUUUCUUCUGAUUUUCUGCCAUGUGUCUUUAAGAAUUUGUGUCUGAGGAGCAAACGGAUGCAAGCGAUACAAGCCUCUCCCUCUCUUCCUCCCUCUCUCCCCACACUGCGCCAGACUAGCCACAGAGCAGCAGCUUCAGAAAGGCAGGGUGAAUCUCUCUUAGCGCUUUAUUUAUUUAUUGUGUGUGUGUGUGCGUGUGUGUGUGGGUGGGUGUGUGUGGUCGGGCUCCAUCUGAAUGUGCGGUCGAGCCUUGCGUCGUACUCCCCUUGUUUAUGCUACCAAGGCUACCUUGAGUGCUCUCACCUCCCUGUCUUUCUCUGUAUUGUGUCAAAACACAGAUCCAGUGGAGUGGGUGGGAGGGUGUAGGGGGAGAAUUUAAGAAAUGAAAAGAAAAAGAUCCCAAGCUUGCUGUCGCUUGUUCCCCCCCCCCCCUCCAUCAUUUCUUCCCACUCUGCUCAUCACCGACCCCGCCGCCCCCACCCACACGCCCACCCAGUUUUUCUACAACUCGUCCAAUCAGCACUGUUUUCCUGUCGUCCACACUGCAUUUCAUAUUUAUAGGUACUAUAGUGCCGGAGUCUGUUGCCGUAGUGAUGCAGCAGUCGCACAGCCACGGUUGGUGGAGGGAGGGACUCGCUGCCGCUUUACUGUGACAGUGCGGCUUAAUGAAGCAGACGGCUAGCUCACUUUUUUCAGGUCACCAAAGAUUAAUCCACUGCCACCCGAUGUACAUUUCCAGAAUUCGGUCUAGGUUCCUCUAUUAAUCCAUUUUGGUCCAUUUUUUGUACCCAUUGAGCAGUUUUUGGUUCCUUCUGUUCGUACUCAGACACAGAAGGUACCUUGGUAGAACCUGUAUAAAAUGAUGCUUCCUCUAAAACAGCUAUUCAAACAGAUAGGAGCUAUUCUACUAUUGUAGUGUUGCAUGUCCUAUAAACAUUCUUUGUAGCAUGCAUUUCAAUGUGGAUUAUACUUAAGAGAAAAACUAGUAAUAAUUAUUCAUAUCUACCAAUAUUGAUAUAUAUAUAUUUUUUUUCUUUAUGAGAUAUUAAUGCUAUGUGCAAUAUGUAAAAGUUAUUAGUGUCUUUUUUCAAAGUUGUGUGAGAUUUUUUUUGUUUUUGUGGGAUGUUUUUCUUUUGUAUUUUGAGUACUCAUGCUAGUAGGCCGGUUUCAGGGUUUGUCCAGAGGAAGGUUGUUCAUUUUUCCCGUGAGAUGGCGGGAGGUUGAGGUUGAAGUGCUGGAGAGUGGGCUAGGAGUGCGUGGAGCUCGCGCCCGACUCAUCCAGAAUGAAAAGCACUACCAGCUGUUCCAAACGGCACCGUGAUGCAGAGGAGCCACACAGCUGUCUGCGAUCUCCACUUUCUCUGAUAAUUAUAGACGGGGUCACCUGACCCCUUAGAGUGCUGGGUGUUAAAUGGCCAUCGCUCUUGUCUUUUCUUUUCCUUCUUAGAGAACAACGGGGGAAGAAAUCCAAGCGAUGGUUCCCUAUGGCCGAGUCCCUCGAGGAUAAGAGGCCCAGUUAUGUUGAGUCGUGGUGUUAUUUAAGGAGCUGCAGAAUAUUUAAAAAUGAGCAGAGUUGUACGAGAGAGUACGUAUGGUCGCUGCACAAGGAAAGGAAAAAUGGCCAUGACCUAAAUGCUUCUGUGCCGGGCCGGUGAGCAUUAUGCAAGAGCAGAACGGGGGUGAAAGUUGUGCUGUAGAGCAUGUUUAUUUUUGUAUUUGCACCGCAGAGUUGUUGUUUGAUAUUCUAUCCAUCUGUAACGUAGUUACACCUUGCAAUACCUUGACCUAUGCAACACCCCCUCACCCCUGCUAAAUCAGUGUGGCGCUGACUGAACAGAGCCUUCUGUAGCAUUAGAAACAAAA